This is a messenger RNA of Coniophora puteana RWD-64-598 SS2, 168 nucleotides long. RefSeq lists its product as uncharacterized. Gene Ontology annotation, biological process: regulation of transcription by RNA polymerase II. Gene Ontology annotation, cellular component: nucleus. The annotation marks the transcript as partial. The transcript has a single exon. Lineage: Eukaryota; Fungi; Basidiomycota; Agaricomycetes; Boletales; Coniophoraceae. Gene Ontology annotation, molecular function: RNA polymerase II cis-regulatory region sequence-specific DNA binding; DNA-binding transcription factor activity, RNA polymerase II-specific. The record is from RefSeq and is a predicted model, not a curated record.
UGCGAGUACGAGGGGUGCGCGCAGACGUUUACGACGGCGUUCAGUAUGCGGCGGCAUAUGGUCGGGCAUACGGAGGAUCGGCCGUUCAAGUGCAGUCGCUGCGGGCAGGGGUUCAAGAACCAGAGCGACUGCAAGAGGCAUGAGAAGAGCAACCGCAAGCAUUCGCCC